CUUUUUCUCCUCUUCCUCCCCACUGCACUGAGCGCGUUUGAGACAGCCCUGUCGGUUUAAACCGGGAGGACACCCAUACCGACUUCUCAAUGCAAAAAAUAAAAGGGUAGCUAGAAGCAGGGGCGAGGGGAACGGAGGUAAAGCGAACGCUCACGGUCUGUCUCUCUCUCUCGCUCUCUCUCUCUCUUUCUCUCGUUUUUAUUACAUGAAUGAAUGAAUUGAGUAGUAAGGAACAAAUACAAGGAAACACGCCUCCGCCUGGACGACCAAACGCGUUUGAUAUUUGACUUGUGUUCAAUGGUAGGUGUUUGCAUCUGUACAUUUUCGGCGAAAACCACAGUAGGACGUCUCAUCCCGUCAUUUGAAACACUUCAGAAGGCGUAGCAGCUGAAAGUCCUCGCGGUGAACAUGGCAACUUUAACGAACGGACAGGUGGACGCCGCGGUGCAUGGAGGAGCGGCCAGUACGAACGGGCUCGUGAACGGAAUAAGCCACACUCACAGUCCCGCGAGCUGCGCCACCAUUCCCAUGAAGGACCACGAUGCCAUUAAACUAUUCAUCGGACAGAUACCCCGCAACCUGGACGAGAAGGACCUCCGGCCGCUCUUCGAGGAAUUUGGCAAGAUCUACGAGCUCACCGUCCUGAAAGACCGCUUCACUGGCAUGCACAAAGGCUGUGCCUUCCUCACAUACUGUGCAAGAGAAUCGGCGCUAAAAGCUCAGACCGCGCUUCACGAGCAGAAGACGCUACCUGGGAUGAACAGGCCAAUCCAGGUGAAGCCAGCUGACAGUGAGAGCAGGGGAGAAGACAGAAAACUUUUUGUUGGCAUGCUGAAUAAGCAGCAAUGUGAGGACGACGUGCGGCGCCUUUUUGAGUCCUUCGGAUGCAUUGAGGAGUGCACCAUCCUCAGAGGUCCUGACGGAAACAGCAAAGGAUGUGCGUUUGUGAAGUAUUCCACUCAUGCAGAAGCUCAGGCCGCUAUUAGUGCUUUACACGGCAGCCAAACUAUGCCUGGUGCUUCUUCCAGCCUGGUGGUGAAGUUUGCAGACACAGAUAAGGAACGGACCAUUCGACGCAUGCAGCAGAUGGCCGGUCAGAUGGGCAUCUUCAAUCCGAUGGCCCUGCAGUUUGGAGCGUACGGUGCCUAUGCACAGGUUCAGCAGCAGGCAGCGCUGAUGGCAUCAGUGGGUCAGGGAGGAUAUCUCAGCCCUAUGGCAGCUUUUGCUGCCGCACAGAUGCAACACAUGGCCACCAUCAACGGCCUCCCUGGGGCUCCCAUGACCCCAACAUCAGGUGGAAGCACGCCCCCUGGCAUCACGGCUCCCACGGUGACCAGCAUCCCAUCUCCAAUCAGUGUGAACGGUUUCACAGGGCUGCCGCCUCCUCAGGCCAACGGACAGGCCCCAGCAGAGGCCAUGUUCACCAAUGGAAUCCAUCCUUACCCAGUUUUGCAGGAAGUGGUGUUUAGGGAAGACUCGGAGAAGGGCGGCCUUGGCGUGGCACAGAGAAGUUGUUUUGGGGUUCAGGGAAGCUGCUUCCUGUCGUCUCUCUCAGAAGCUCAGAGUCCCACUGCAGCAGACCCCCUGCAGCAGGCCUACGCUGGAGUCCAACAAUAUGCAGCAGCCUUCCCCGCUGCAUAUGGACAGAUCAGCCAGGCUUUUCCCCAGCCGCCUCCCAUCAUCCCUCAGCAACAGAGAGAAGGGCCGGAGGGCUGUAACCUGUUUAUUUAUCACCUUCCUCAGGAGUUUGGGGACGGCGAGCUGAUGCAGAUGUUCCUGCCUUUCGGUAAUGUCAUCUCCUCCAAAGUGUUUGUGGAUCGGGCGACAAACCAAAGUAAAUGCUUUGGCUUUGUGAGCUUUGAUAACCCAGGCAGCGCUCAGGCCGCCAUCCAGUCCAUGAACGGCUUUCAGAUCGGCAUGAAGAGACUCAAAGUGCAGCUGAAGAGGCCAAAGGACGCCAACCGCCCAUAUUAGCCCCGUCCCUCCCCCCAGCCACCCCUGACCCUGGGGGUGAAGGCCGCCGCUGCGCACAGGGAACAACAGGUUUUGUAGAGCUGGAACACAUGUUGAUAACAUGCCAAAUGUAUUUGACAACACAACAAGAUCAAGAUCAUCGGGGCUGGGGAUACAGUACAGCUGAAGCAGGACAUGAGGAGGACGUAGCCGCGUGAUAUACCAC
Molecule: messenger RNA, 2179 nt
Organism: Rhinichthys klamathensis goyatoka
Lineage: Eukaryota; Metazoa; Chordata; Actinopteri; Cypriniformes; Leuciscidae
Gene: celf4
Product: CUGBP, Elav-like family member 4
Exons: 14
Coding region: 409-1974 (521 amino acids)
Biological process (GO): mRNA splice site recognition; regulation of alternative mRNA splicing, via spliceosome
Cellular component (GO): nucleus; cytoplasm; ribonucleoprotein complex
Molecular function (GO): mRNA binding
Source: RefSeq, a predicted model, not a curated record